UGGGUGGGUUAGGGCGCGUCGAUUGGGCGGCGAGGAGAGGCGGGGCGAGAGAGGGCUGUCACGUGAUCAAGAUGGACCCGGUGCUUUACGUCGUGGCAGCGGCUGUGUUGGCGGCGCUUCUGCUGUUCCUCACCCGCCUCCGGGGCCAGGCGCGCGCGGCUGAUGAGGAGCACCAGCAGAAUGUGGCGACGGCUGCAGCAGCCAGGCCUCAGCCCCACACCAGUGAGCGGGGAGAGGGGAUGCCCAGGCGUCGGCGGAACAUGGCCCGAGUUGUGGCUCAGAGGCGCUCGCAGCAGGCACAAGAAGCGAUGGAAGAGGAGAAUGAUGGAGCCGAAGCCACUGAGAUCCAAUUUUCUGGGAAGAUUGGAGCAAAAAAGCAGAGGAAGUUAGAGGAGAAACAAGCCAGAAAGGCUCAGCGAGAGGCUGAAGAAGCAGAACGUGAGGAACGAAAGAAGCUCGAGCAGAAGCGAGAGGAGGAGCGGCAGAAGGAAGAGGAGCGGCUGCGCCAAGAGGAGGAGAGGCAGGAAGAAGAAAAGAAGAAAGCGAAGGAAGAGGAGGAGCAACGCAGUCAUGAAGAGUAUCUUAAACUAAAGGAGAGCUUUGUGGUGGAAGAAGAAGGAGUGGAUGAAGCCAUGACGGAGGAAGAGUCCCACAGCUUCCUAACUGAACUUCUCAACUACAUUAAGAAUGCCAAAGUGGUUCUUUUGGAAGACCUGGCUUCCUAUCUGGGCAUCAGGACGCAGGAUGCAAUUAAUAGAGUACAAGACCUGAUGGCAGAUGGGACGCUAACAGACUCCUUUUCCCCAUGCAGGAACCUAAUCCCCCGAUUCCCAUUGCCCCAAUGCCUCGUUAUCCGUGGUUUCAUUACCUUUGGAAAUCUACAGGAAUGGAACCCCUGCAGAUAACAGGGUACACCUGUAAUUCAUUCAUGGAAUUUGCUGUCACAAGAUGCAGUGCUCAUCAACUUUGAGGCCUUUAAAUGGCGAUCAGACAAAGCAUAGAGAAGAAGUCUUAUCAGUGAUUCUUAUGCAAUGGCUAAGUAGAGCCUCCAUGUUCAGAGGCAAUAUGCCACUGAAUAUCAGCUGCUGAGAAGAAGCAAGGGUGAGGAGGGUGAUUGCCUUCAUGCCCUGCUUGUGGACUUCCUGGAGUAAUUUGAUUGGCCACUAAGGAAGCAGGAUGUUGACUUUGGUCUACUGGACCUUUCCUGUGUUGAGUUCUAAUAGAGUGAUGCAGGCAAAUUUGCCAAGAAUAAGAGCCAAUUAAUUGGUGGGAUUUAUAAUCUCAUUUAGUACCCUAUUGGUACCAAUUAACCAAUUAAAGUCUGCAGUCCUGAUAUUUAUACAUUGUAACCCUUUGCAAACCUUGGGGACAGGCUGAUUAGAAGUUCUAAUGAGGUAAUUAAAUUAUUUAGUGUCAGACUUUGGA
Hemicordylus capensis (graceful crag lizard) is the source of this 1425-nucleotide messenger RNA. It is a transcript of the gene DDRGK1, whose product is annotated as DDRGK domain containing 1. The transcript has 9 exons. The coding region runs from base 72 to 905 and encodes 277 amino acids. The record is from RefSeq and is a predicted model, not a curated record. NCBI's taxonomy places the organism in Eukaryota, Metazoa, Chordata, Lepidosauria, Squamata, Cordylidae.